Cavenderia fasciculata is the source of this 3660-nucleotide messenger RNA. It is a transcript of the gene etfdh, whose product is annotated as electron transfer flavoprotein-ubiquinone oxidoreductase. Lineage: Eukaryota; Evosea; Eumycetozoa; Acytosteliales; Cavenderiaceae. The record is from RefSeq and is a predicted model, not a curated record. The coding region runs from base 1 to 3660 and encodes 1219 amino acids. The transcript has 8 exons. Gene Ontology annotation, molecular function: kinase activity; electron-transferring-flavoprotein dehydrogenase activity; iron-sulfur cluster binding. Gene Ontology annotation, cellular component: mitochondrial inner membrane. Gene Ontology annotation, biological process: inositol phosphate biosynthetic process; electron transport chain.
AUGAAACAGAAUAUUAUUCAACAACAACAACAACAACAACAACAACAACAGUUGUUCUAUUCUGGUUGCUCAAUUAAUCCAAAAAAGGAUGGAUGGAUGGACGGGCGGGCGGAUCCCGAACAAAUGGCGGAUGAGAUUCAAUUCAAUAAUAAUAAUAAUAAUACAAAGAAUAUUUAUAGUAAUAAUAGUUCUUCCCCUUUAUUGAAUAGUAGUAGUAGUAGUAGAUGUAGUAUUAGUAGUAAUAACAAUGUAAAUAAUCAAGAAGAAGAAGAAAUAAUAAAUAAUAAUAAUGUACAAGAUGGAAAUGGUGAAGAAAUGAUAUUGGAACAAUUUUCAAAUCAAGUAGGAGGACAUUGUGCAAUUCUAUCAAUUCAUGGAAAGAUUUGCAAACCAAUGAUACCGCGUGAACACCAAUUCUAUCGUAGAAUGUCAACCAGUGGUUCAAGACUUCUUUCAUUCAUACCAUCAUUUCAUGGUAUAGCUCAUAUUUUAAAAACUGAACAACCUCCACUUCCUCAACAACAACAACAACAAAUAGAUCAACAACAAUCAAACAACACAACAAUUAAUAGUAUAUAUGUAAAUUCACCUUCGAGCCAAUUAUUUAGAACAUUUAGUAAACAAAAGAAAAAAACAACUAAACAUCCAAUCAAUACAACUCAACAAUACAUUUUAUUGGAAGAUCUUACCAAAAAAUAUUCAAGACCUUCGAUUAUCGACAUCAAGAUGGGGACCAGACAAAAGGGUGCUAUUUGCCAGUCGACCACCUCUACCACAUUGGGUAUUCGGAUCUGUGGCAUCAGAAUCUAUUGUUCCGAUAUUAACGCAAAUAUUAUCUAUGAUAGAUUCUAUGGAAGAACGCUCAAUCAAGAGACACUGGCAUCUACCCUUUCACAUUUCUUUUAUGGUUCCAAUAAUUAUAGAGUCGAGGAAACAACCGAUAUAAUUAAUUGUAUAAUUGAAAAAUUGGAAAAUAUUAAAGAAAUUAUUUUAUGUAAAGAUUUCCCAUUCAAGUUGUAUUCUAGUAGUUUACUUUUAAUAUAUGAAGGUUUAAAUCAAAAUAAUAAUAACAACAAAUUGUUUAAUAAUUCACUUUAUAGUGAAGAUAUUAGUAGUAGUAGUAGCAGUAGUAGUAGUGACAGUAUCAGUAUUUCAAGUGAGGUAGACUCUUCUUGUGAUAUUGAUUCCAAUGUAUCAACAUUGUCAGAUUUGGAGUCUGAUGAUGAUGAUGAUGAUGAAGCAAGAGUAGAAAGAGGAGAAGGAAGAAGAGAUAGUUCUGCUGGUGAUGAUGUUGAACUUUCAGCCGCUCAUCAAAACAACCAAAAGUUUACUACUACUACCACUAAAACUACUACGACGACUACUACUACUUUAACGGCAGAGAAUGAUGUUAAAUUGAUUGAUUUUGCUCAUGCCAUUGAAGAGAAUGAAGAAAACCAAGAUAGUUUGGAAGAUGAUGGUUACAUUUUUGGAAUAACCAAUCUCAUUAAUAUUUUGGUCAAUAUUAUUAAAGAUAAAACAAUGGAACAACAACAACAACAGUCAUCACUUACAAGACACAAUGAUAAUAAUCAUGUUGGUGGAUCUUCUACUUCGUCAUCUGCCUCUUCAUCAAUCAAUACAUCGCCAUCUUCAUCUACCCAUUCUCUUCACAAUUACAACAUCAACAUCAACAACAAUGGUAAUCAUAAUCAAAAAAGAAUGGAUAGUCAACAACACAAUGGCUUUGACAGUAGUCAUGAUCAUUCAUCUUCAUCGACCAAUACGACACCCUCAACAUCGCCAAAUACAUCAGGCAACAUGUUAUCUUUGACAACACCUUCUUCCUCUUCUCAUGCAGUAGAGAUUCAAGGAAGAAGAAGGAAGAUGUUAAGAUUUCAAAGAGUAUUAAAUAAUAAUAAUAUUAGUAAAACAGUAUUAAAUAGUUUUAUCAAACCAUCUACAACAACUGUCUAUUACAACAAUAACAGAGGGUUCUCUACAUCAUCAUCAAAUGAAGAUUUAGGACCAAGAGAUUCUGAUCAAUUCGAUGUAGUUAUUGUAGGUGCAGGUCCAUCGGGUUUAUCAGCUGCUAUUAGAAUUAAACAAUUGUGUCAAGAACAAGGUAAAGAUUUACGUGUUUGUGUAGUUGAAAAGGGUGCCGAAGUAGGUUCGCAUAUCUUGUCGGGUGCUGUUCUUCAACCAACUGCUCUUGAUGAAUUAAUCCCUGAUUGGAAAGAAAAGGGUGCACCAUUAAAUACACCAGUAAAAGAAGAUGCAUUCUAUUUCUUGACAGAAUCUAAUAAGAUUAGAUUACCAACACCAAGAUUAUUACAUAAUGAAGGAAACUAUAUUGUCAGUAUGGGUAAUGUAGUUAGAUGGUUGGGACAACAAGCCGAAGAGAUGGGUGUAGAGAUUUAUCCAGGCUUUGCAGCCAGCGAAGUAUUGUACAAGGAAGAUGGAUCGGUCGAUGGUAUUGCUACGAGCGAUGUUGGUAUUGGAAAGGAUGGAAAGCCAACAUCACACUUUACAAGAGGUAUGGAGUUGCGUGCUCCUUUGACUCUGUUUGCCGAAGGUUGUCGUGGAUCGUUGACCAAGACACUAUUUAGCAAGUUUGAUUUGCGUGACGAUUGCGAUGUACAAACCUUUGGUCUUGGUAUCAAGGAAUUGUGGCAGGUCAAACCAGAGGUGUUCCAAGCCGGCAAGGUUGUACAUACACUCGGUCAUCCACUCAGUACCGACACUUAUGGUGGCAGCUUUAUGUAUCACAUGGAAGAUAACCUCGUAUCGAUUGGUUUGGUGGUUGGUCUUGACUAUGAAAACCCAUAUCUCAAUCCAUACCAAGAGUUUCAACGUAUGAAGCAACACCCAGUGUUCCGUAGUGUAUUAGAGGGUGGUCAAUGCAUCCAAUACGGUGCACGUACCAUUAAUGAGGGUGGUCUCCAAUCCAUCCCCAAACUCAUAUUCCCAGGUGGUGCUUUGAUUGGUUGUACCGCCGGUUUUGUCAAUGUACCAAAGAUCAAGGGUAACCACAAUGCCAUGAAGACUGGUAUGUUGGCUGCUGAAGCUGCCUUUGAAAGUCUCAUCAAACAAAAGGAGGAAGAGGAAUCGAACAAGGCAAUCGUACUCGAAAACUAUCCAGAGAAACUCAAAAAGUCAUGGGUUUGGUCUGAUCUCAAAGAGGUAAAGAAUAUUCGUCCAUCGUUCCACUGGGGUUUCCUACCAGGUUUGAUUUAUAGUGCCCUUGAGAUGUACAUUUUCCGUGGAAAUGCUCCAUGGACAUUGUCUCAUGGCAAACCAGACCAUCAACGUACCAAACCAGCUUCAGAAUCGACCAAGAUCACAUAUCCAAAGCCAGACGGUCUAGUUACCUUUGAUCUCAUGACAAGUGUCUCUCGUAGUGGAACCAACCACGAAGAGAAUCAACCAGCUCAUCUCAAGGUACGUGACUACAAGGUUGCUGAACGUGUCAACCGUGACAUUUACGAUGGCCCAGAAGGUAGAUUCUGUCCAGCCGGUGUUUACGAAUGGGUUGAAAAGGAUGGUCAAAAAGAUAAACAACUCCAAAUCAAUGCUCAAAAUUGUGUCCAUUGCAAGACCUGCGAUAUCAAAGAUCCAACUCAAAAUAUCGAUUUUACAGUCCCAGAAGGUACUGGUGGUCCACAAUAUGGUUCAAUGUAA